Epinephelus fuscoguttatus (brown-marbled grouper) is the source of this 2899-nucleotide messenger RNA. RefSeq names its product cadherin-related family member 1a (gene cdhr1a). Bases 214 to 2844 code for a protein of 876 amino acids. The transcript has 18 exons. Gene Ontology annotation, biological process: homophilic cell-cell adhesion. Gene Ontology annotation, cellular component: plasma membrane. The record is from RefSeq and is a predicted model, not a curated record. Lineage: Eukaryota; Metazoa; Chordata; Actinopteri; Perciformes; Serranidae. Gene Ontology annotation, molecular function: calcium ion binding.
AACAACAUCCACUGCAGGCUGAGCCAUCUCCUGCAGAGUGGUGGGUGAAGAAGCCCAGCUGGAGAGAGGGGGCCCAGGAGUGACUCUUAAGAUGUGUCAUUGGAUUAGCAUGUGAGCAUCUGCCUUUAGCCUCCUCCAGUCGCACUCAGACACCUUGAGAGCUGCAUCUCAUGUACAGGACUCUCGACGGAGCCGUCUUCAUGGUGCAGUUUCAUGACUUCACUCUGUAGGAUGAAGAAUGUAAAGAUAUUACAUUUGCCACUGCUUUUUGUGUUUGUGCACGCCUGCUUUGCACAAGCAGACUUCGCCCCCUAUUUCUACGACAAUGGACCCUACAGCUACAACGGAAACCUGGCACUGUUCAGCCUCUCGGAGGACACGGCUGUCGGUACACAGAUCUACUCUCUCAAUGGCACAGACCCUGAGGGCCAGGAGGUGAGUUACGGCCUUUCGUUUGAUCCAGGGUCCAAAGAAUACUUCAGGGUCGACCCCAAAUCUGGAAACAUCACACUGGUGGAAAAGCUGGACAGAGAGAAACAAGACUCUAUAGACGUUCUUGUCAGCAUCACAGAUGGGCAAAGCAAGGUUGUGGAAAGAGUCACAAUAUUUGUAAUGGAUGCAAAUGAUGAAAAACCUGACUUCCAAAACAUGCCAGCAAUCAUUGAUGUACUGGAAACGACUGAGUCUGGCAGCAGCAUCUACAGAGUGGAGGCAGUGGACAGAGACACAGGCUCAGGGGGUUCAGUCACAUACUACCUCCAGAAUCCUCAGUCUACUUUGUUUGCCGUAGACAGGCACAGUGGUGUCCUUCGUAUCAAGUCUGGAGAAAUGUUGGACUAUGAGAAAACAAAGACACACUUUGUCACUGUCAUUGCAAAGGAUGGUGGUGGCAACUUUAAUGGCAAGGAGCAGUUCAUGUCAUCCUCUGCUACCCUGACGAUCAAUGUGAUCGAUGCACAGGACACUCCGCCAUCUUUUAUUGGGACACCGUAUUUUGGCUACGUUUAUGAAGUCUCUGUGCCAGGAUCUGAAAUAUUCACUGUUGUAGCUAAAGAUGGCGAUGUAGGAAGCCCAAAUCCAAUCCGUUAUUCUUUUGACGAUGGCGACGAUGGUGUUUUUAGCAUCAAUAGAUCAAGCGGUUGUAUCACCCUGCUGAGUCUCCCCAUGUUUCUGAAAAGAGAAAUCUUCAACAUUAAAGUCAGGGCAUCAGAAGUAAGUCCUGAAGGCAGACCCAUGGACUAUAGUGUGACCACGGUUGUGAUCCGUGUGGUGGACCUCAACAAUAAUCCACCUACUUUCUACGGGGAGAACGGCCCACAGAGCAUGUUUGAGUUGACCAUGUAUGAGCAUCCACCUGAGGGAGAGAUACUCCGUGGGCUGAAAAUCACUGUCAAUGACUCUGAUCAGGGUGCGAAUGCUAAAUUCAACCUGAGACUGAUUGGACCUGGAAGGAUGCUGAGAGUCGUCCCUCAGACUGUACUCAAUGAGGCCCAGGUCACAAUCUUAGUCGAGGACUCUGCUGCCAUGGACUAUGAGAAACACCACUUUCUCACAUACAAGCUGCUCGCAGUUGAGAUUGACACACCCGAGAGAUUCAGUGCCACAGCUGACAUUGUCAUUCACCUCCUGGACACCAACGACAACGCUCCCAAAUUCUCCUCAGACUACUACAUCGCCAGAAUCCCAGAAAACUCACCCGGCGGCUCCAAUGUGGUGUCAGUCACGGCAACAGAUCCAGACUCAGGACCUUGGGGUGAUGUGAAGUACUCCAUCUACGGAUCAGGGGCUGACUUGUUCCUGAUCCAGCCUGCAUCUGGGAUCAUCUACACCCAGCCAUGGGCGAGCCUGGACGCAGAGGUGAGGUCCAAGUAUAACUUCUAUGUGAAGGCAGAGGACGCAGAAGGAAAGUACAGCCUCGCUGAGGUCUUUGUGACUGUGCUGGACCUGAACGACCACCCACCUGAAUUCAAUGAUAACUUCCUUGAGACAACUAUGGUGAUUGGAGCACCAGUGAAAAUAGAGGCUGUAGAUGACGAUGCGGAAGUGCCCAACAAUGUCAUCGAGUAUGCCAUCAUGAAAGCUGAGCCAGACAACAACAUCUUUGACAUUAACGCUGACACGGGGGAGAUCAUGCUCAAGUCCUACAUCAAAUCAAUGGCCAUCAUUCAGAACAUCACCAAGCAGAGAGACUGCACCUGGUCGCUGGUAGUGCAGGCCCGCGACCGAGGCCAGCCGUCCUUCAGCACCACUGCGGUCGUCAAGAUCGACAUCACUGAGGCUACCCAACUCAGUGGGGGGCCUUUGGGAUCAUUUUUGAUGCAGAAUAGAAACAAGCCUUUGCAAAUUCUAGGCAUGCUUGCUGGUGUCAUUAGUCUCAUGGUCAUAGUCACGGUCAUCAUCUCCACUGCAACAUUCAUGCGCAACAAAAAGUCCAACCGGAUCCUCCCUAACCGCCGAGUAAGGAGGAGGCGGAAGCCACAGCCCUGGAACUUGAAAAACCCCUUUAAGACACCAGAAACUCCCGGAGAGAAAUUCCGAGUAGAGGAGGAAGAGCCAGAGCCAGAGCCAGAGCCGGAGGUCAUCGUGGAGAAUGUCAACUAUAACAACAAUGUCAACAAUGUUGUGAGACACUGGCCUCCGCCGCCGCCAAGUGCCCCAUCUCUUCCCCCUCCACCUCCUCCUUACAUCCCAGGGGAGAGGCAGUGGGCCGUACCCACCAUCUCUGCAACAGUGGCACCCAAACCCAGAAAGAAGCCAGUGAUGAACAGACAGGACACUAAGAACCUAGCACUGGUGUCAGAGCUCAAGAUGAAAUUGGAGCAGAAGAGGAUGCUGAAACAUUAGUAAUGCUCGACAAAGCAAUCUCACCUCAAGGUCCAUUUAGUAGCUGUGCCAGAGC